This is a messenger RNA of Racocetra fulgida, 159 nucleotides long. Lineage: Eukaryota; Fungi; Glomeromycota; Glomeromycetes; Diversisporales; Gigasporaceae. The record is from the annotation of a GenBank genome assembly.
AACGCCUCAAGACCAAUGAUAAUAACACCUCCAAGACUAAUGACUCCAAUCCAGAAAGCGAUCAAAAAAAGCUAUCUGGUGUAGGUUUGAUUAUUGGUUUCCUGAUACUAUGGGAUUAUCCUGGUAUCGAUCCGAUAACUCUUUUAAAAGUAGAGGGAA